Messenger RNA from Amblyraja radiata (thorny skate), 2273 nucleotides. Its product is annotated as centromere protein J. NCBI's taxonomy places the organism in Eukaryota, Metazoa, Chordata, Chondrichthyes, Rajiformes, Rajidae. Gene Ontology annotation, biological process: centriole elongation; cilium assembly. The coding region runs from base 7 to 1944 and encodes 645 amino acids. The record is from RefSeq and is a predicted model, not a curated record. The transcript has 14 exons. Gene Ontology annotation, cellular component: centrosome; centriole. Gene Ontology annotation, molecular function: tubulin binding.
UGUGGUAUGAUGGAAUCUGAACUGGUGCAAGAUUCUGCUCCUCUCACUGCACAGGAAUUAUCUCCAACACUUAAUUGUAAACCAAACAUAUCAAGAACCUCAGAUCUCUCCCAGCAGGUGAAAACAAACAGUGCAAAUGUUCAAGAAGAUGCGCAGUCAAGACAACUCCAAGACAAACUUCUACAACUCGAAACGGAUAUUGAUCGAUUUAAAGCAGAAAAUACAACCUUAGCCAAACUAAAGGAGAAACAAGCGAUAGCCAUGGAAAAUCUCAGAAAACGAAUGGAUCAGUUUGAACAUGAGAAGACUGAAAAGAUCGUUCGACUAGAAGUGUACAAGAAGGAGGAACUGAAGAAGUUAAAUGAAGAAAGAAUGGUGUCUGAAAAAAACUCACAAACCAAUGGUGCUUCUGAUAAGAGAGACCAUGAAGAAAUGGAGUUCUUGAAAAAGCAACUUGGCCAGCUCCAGGAAGACUUAAAAAAAACCGAAUCGAAAUGGUCUCUUGCACACAACUGCCUUCACAACAAGAUUGAUUCAUUGACCAAAGAAAACUUUGAACUGCGAGAUGAGUUGAAGGUUGUUGAAUGUCAUCAGCAGGAGUCUGUAAAAAGAAAUGAGACCCCCAGCCUAAUCAGCAGCAAGUUUAAAACACUGGUGGCCGAUGCCAUUAUUAGAGGUACGUCACAAACAACUCAACAGAGCCAUGGAAGCUGUAGUACAACUCCAACUGGAAGGAGAAUGCCUCUUGAAAGAAGUCAGACCCCAGUGAAUACUGAACUGAAGCUUUCAGAAGAAAUGUUGAGGAUGGCUGAAGUGCAAAAAAGGCAAAUGCAAGAAAUCCAGGAGAGGCCUCCCAGCCAUUUAAGAAGCAGAAGUGCCACACCGACUGGACGGAAGACACCCUUUCAGGAUAGAUCAACAACUGACCCGAAGCAGAGUUUUCAACGGCCCACAUCAAAUCAUCAAAGAGGACUUGAGGGGAAGUUACACACAUCAAGCUUAAAUCAAAAUGUGUUCCAAAGAGCAAACUCUGCUCGAUGUGCAAAGGGUGUUCAGUCUUCCAAUGCAGGUAGCACGGCGGAUAACUCAUGCACGCAUUCACAAACAGUGGAGCACAUCUCGAUGGCUGGGUCCCAGGGCUACGUUGCUAAACAACAGGAAAUAAAGGCCACGGGUGCGACUGAGACACCGUCCAGAUUGCAAAAUAGACCUCCUUCAGGCUGCAGAAGUCGCAGUGCAACUCCAAGUGGGAGGAAGACACCUUUGGAUGGUAGACAAAUAGGCUUUGACCUUGAACAGAAGGUGUCACGGCCAAGUUCUGUUUUAUCAAGAAGAGAAAGUACUUGUUUUAAGAGUAAUGUGACACAAGAUGAUGUCAGAGAAGAAAUCCAAUAUCCAGAUGGCAAGUUGGAACAGUUCCUGACAAAUGGAAAUCGAAUGAUCACCUUUCGGAAUGGCACAAGAAAGGAGGUCAGUGGAGAUGGUCAGUCUGUCACCAUCACAUUCUUCAAUGGGGAUGUGAAACGAUUCAUGCCAGACCAAAAAGUGAUUUACUACUAUGCUGAUGCAAAGACUACUCACACUACCUUCCCAAACGGAAUAGAGAUGCUACAAUUCCCCAAUAAUCAGAUAGAAAAACAUUAUCCUGAUGGUAAGAAGGAAAUAAUAUUUCCAGACCAAACAGUGAAACAUCUCUUUCCUGAUGGUUAUGAAAAGAGCAUAUUCCCAGAUGGUACAGUUGUGCAUUUGCAAAAAAAUGGAGAUAAAAUUAUUGAAUUCACCAACGGGCAGAGGGAGAUCCACACGGUCCAAUACAAAAGGAGGGAGUAUCCUGAUGGCACCAUAAAGACUGUGUAUUCUAAUGGGCGCCAGGAAACAAAAUAUUCCACUGGUCGUGUUCGAAUAAAAGACAAAGAUGGAAAUAUCGUCUCAGAUAAAAAGUGACGCAAGACACUUCUGCUUGUAUGAUGGCAAAGAAUUGAGUAAGAUCAAGGAAAACAAAGUUCCAACAGAAUUGCAAAUUGUUGAGUUCCAAGGCAUACAAGCUACAAAUCCAAUCCUAUUUCAAAAUUAUAAGACAUGUAUUUACUACAAAGGAUUGAACACUCCUCUAGAAUCUGAGCCAUACCCACAUGUGCAUUACAACAUAGUUGCUAACUUGCAUGAAUUUUGUAUGCAGGGAAGGGAAUUUCAGCAAAAAUGAUGUAUGUACAGCUGAGUGUUUUACUGAUCUAACAGUACCACAUAUUGUCCGGAGCCUUACAUGAAGAUUA